AUGUCAAAGCCCAUUUUAUGGCUCCGUUGCGAAAAGAAGGAGUUUGAGCGGCGUGCAGCCCUCACCCCCACCACAUCCAGCAAGCUCAUUGCUGCUGGAUUCGAUAUCUUUGUCGAGCGCGAUGAACAGCGUAUAUUCGAUGAUUCCGAAUACGAAGCUGUGGGUUGCACGCUUGUGGACAACAACUCAUGGCCCACAGCACGGACGUCGACCCCGAUAAUAGGUUUAAAAGAGCUGCCUGAGUCGACAGAUCCUCUUCCCCAUACUCACAUACAAUUCGCCCAUUGCUAUAAGCAGCAAGCUGGUUGGUCGAAGGUUCUCUCUCGUUUCCAUCGCGGUGGUGGCACUCUUUACGACCUCGAAUUUUUGCAAGACGCAAACGGUCGUCGCGUUGCUGCCUUUGGGUUCCAUGCUGGAUUCGCUGGUGCCGCGGCUGGCGCUCUCGCAUUGGCAGCUCAGAGAGGUGGCAAUGAACUUGGACUUCUUACUCCCUAUGCGAAUGAGGAGGCCAUGGUAAAUAAUGUGAAGGAAUUGCUCGGCGGCAGUGGCAAAGGUGUCCGAGCGCUUGUCAUCGGGGCGCUCGGAAGAUGUGGGCGCGGCGCGGUUGACCUCUUUAGAAAAAUUGGUCUUGACGAGGACGACAUUCUCAAGUGGGAUCUUGAAGAGACCGCCAAAGGAGGUCCAUUCUCUAAAAUUCUAGACGUCGACAUUUUUGUCAACUGCAUCUACUUGACGUCACAAAUACCUUCGUUCGUGACCCGAGAGCAAGUCAUUGCUGCAGGGAAAGACAGACGGCUAUCGGUCGUUGUGGACGUUAGUUGCGAUACCACUAACCCUUUCAAUCCUAUACCGAUUUACAACAUCAAUACCACUUUCGAUAAACCUACGGUACCUGUCGAUGUCGGUGGAUUGCCGGCGUUGUCCGUGAUAUCCAUUGAUCAUCUGCCUACGUUGCUGCCCAGAGAAGCGUCUGAACAGUUCAGUUCAGACUUGUUGCCAUCACUGUUGGAGUUUCCGGAAAGGGAGACGUCGCGUGUUUGGGCAGAUGCGAAGCGACUUUUCCUCGAAAAGAAAGUGGAAGCGGUGAAGGCAGAGGGUUUGUAG
This is a messenger RNA of Laccaria bicolor S238N-H82, 1104 nucleotides long. RefSeq lists its product as uncharacterized. The transcript has 4 exons. The coding region runs from base 1 to 1104 and encodes 367 amino acids. Gene Ontology annotation, molecular function: saccharopine dehydrogenase (NAD+, L-lysine-forming) activity. Gene Ontology annotation, cellular component: cytoplasm. The record is from RefSeq and is a predicted model, not a curated record. Lineage: Eukaryota; Fungi; Basidiomycota; Agaricomycetes; Agaricales; Hydnangiaceae.